AUGAACCCACUGCUACUCCCAGAGAUCAUCCUGAUCGUAGGAGCAUACCUUACACGUUCAGAAACAAUCAUCAGUCUCCGCGUCUGCACCCUCUGGCACGAUGCACUGGAACCACUCCUCUACCACGACUUUAGUCUCCCCUGCAAUAAGUUCAAGACAACAAGAGCCAAGAAACGGAAGCAACGCAAGGCUGCUAUGCUUCCCCCGCGGGAUUUGACUUCAUGUGCGGUCAACGAGCAAUUGGUCGAGACAACAACGACAACACCAACAAAGGACAACAAGAACAAGAAUAGCCGCCGGCGCCCCACAAUUCCAGUAAUGGAACGCAACGCCCAGCAUAUCCGCAGGCUGACGACCUCCAGUCUCCAAUUGCUCGAGCAUCUAUCCUCAACCUGUUGCUCUCUCCAGAAAUGGGUCUUUUAUAGUCACGUCGACCAGAGGGCGCUCUUCCUGAUUGUCAUGAACCGGACGACACUUCGGUCGGUGCACCUGAUCUACCCUCGACUUAGACCCAUAGGACAUGACGAGGUCAACACAAUGGCGAUGCUGUUCAGGAUCAUGGACGAGCAAUUGACAGGACUGCAGGAUCUCUGUCUUCAGAAUACUCGUAUCGAGAUGAACUCCCCUGCCGGCCCGCCUUUGGUGAACCUGUGUCGGUGGAGACCGGGAUUACACCUGGAUUUGAGGCGGUUUGGAGUAAUGAACUGGCCGGAGAUGGCGGCACUGAUAGUUGAGUCGCAGCAGCAAAGGGAGGAGAACUAUAAUGCCAGGACAGCGGAACUGGACGACAAUGAAGGAGCGCGCAUGACGCGCCUCCCCUGGUUCAGCAAGGCAGGAUUACUGGAACCGUCCGAGUUUGGCAACAUACCCUUCACGAGUCUACGCAUGCUGGAACUGGGACACUUUGUCUCAUCAGAGGAUACCGUCCUGGCGCUUAUGAUCGAGUUGAUGCCCACUCUCAAAGUUCUGGUAGCAGAUCUGGGAUGGUUUGGCCAAAAGGCCAUCAAGGCGGUCUGCGACAACGAGAACCAAGCUUGGACAAACAGUGUCAAUGGCAGUGGCGUACAAGUCUGUCACCUGCAGGAGAUCACACUGACCGACCAAAAGGAUCAACCCAGGACCGAGCAGACGGAUGAGCCCAGCAAUAGCAGGACGUCAACACUACUUGGAGACUUGCUGACUCACUGUCGUUAG
Linnemannia hyalina is the source of this 1194-nucleotide messenger RNA. The record is from the annotation of a GenBank genome assembly. NCBI's taxonomy places the organism in Eukaryota, Fungi, Mortierellomycota, Mortierellomycetes, Mortierellales, Mortierellaceae.